AUGAAUGAACACAAGCUGGAUGCCCCUAAGAACCUUGUGAGCACCAAUUUUGCCAUGACCAAGAAGGCGGCUGGAGGUUGUAUGGAGAAACAAAGUUGCGGCCUGUGGACGGCAGAGACAUGGGGAGGCACCGCUCUCUUUGCAGCACGGGUUAGCUACACGGACGAGCAUGCUUCCACCCCUUGGGACCAGCGGGGUUUAUCCCGGUCCCUACUGGGGUGCUACCACUCUCACCUCAACCAGGCCUGGCAGCUCCGACGUUCCCGAUCAUCUCCAUGUUCCCGGCGAGCUAUAAUGGCCACCAAAAUUGAGCCUGCAGUCCACAGUCUACCCAAGACAUGUGUCUCACAAGAGGAGCGUCUAACCUGGGCCUGUGAGCAAAUGUGGACACACUUUUUGAACAGGAUCCAGCGGCGCUCGGUGCUGUUUGAAGCUGCGGCUAUGCUCCAACCAGGUAUGGUGAAGCGAGAAGCGCAGCUGACACCCGCAAGGCUAUUCUCGGACCCAGGAAGGUGA
Molecule: messenger RNA, 516 nt
Organism: Pelobates cultripes (western spadefoot toad)
Lineage: Eukaryota; Metazoa; Chordata; Amphibia; Anura; Pelobatidae
Source: the annotation of a GenBank genome assembly